CCAUCUUCUUCCCGCAUUUCUUAUCUCAACUGUCACUCACUUCACAUGUCUUUAGAGAGAGAAACUUUGUCAGUCACUUCUAAGUGACAAUCCCCAAGUCAGAGCAACUUCACUACCGUAUAUUUCUUGGAACCAGAGCAAAAAAUAAAAAAAAAAGAACGAUUCAUUCUUGAUUUAUCAGAGAAACAGAGGAAUCUGGUCUGCUCUGCUUUUUGAAGAGGUAAAUACAAUUCAAGAAUGAAAGAGACUACUGACAAGAGAAAAACUCCAAUUAAUAAUCAGUCAAAACGAUCUGCCAAAACUGAUAAGAAAGACCGAAAACAACCGCAUCCUCAAACAUUGAGUGGGAAGGAAUCUGAAUCUAAGCCCUUGCAUGCUAAACCAGACUCCAUUAAUUUAGUAAGUGAUUCCAACACGGGCUCAGAGCCCUCUGAAGUUUAUGAAAACUUGGUUAUACAUUAUCUGGAUGAUGUCAACAGGUGUGAGGAGGCGCCUCAAGAUCCAAAAUCCGAUUCUAUGACCGAUACAAUUAGUAAGAAUGAGGUGUUAGAUGACCGUUUAAGUGAUUUAGAUAAAGAAUCUAAGCAGGGGAAGGAGGAAGAAUCGGAUACUGAGACAAUUAAAGAUUCAAUAUCAUCUCAGGGGGACUCAUUGACAGCUGAUGAUGAGAGUGUAGAAAAAGUUUCAAGAGUACCCAUAAGUGUUAGCAUUAAGGAUUCAUCAGAAACUUCUCAUGGAUCAAGAUUGAGAUCUGAUACUGUAACUAGCAGAUCAAAAUCGAAAGUAGCAAAUAAAACUCUUAAGAAACCGGCAAAACCAACUAAAGGGUCAUCUAGGAUUACUAGCACAACUUCUUUAGAUAAGAACUGUAAAGACAUGAAAUUUCCUAGCAAGUCUCCAUCAGAGUCUUCUGAAGGAGCUGAUGAUAAGUCCAUUGACGAUGCGAAAGUAGUAGGUGCUUUGGACGAUACCUCGAAUGGUGCUCAGAGUAUUGCCAGUGACAGUGAAACUGUUGAUGCUGAAGAAAGUGGUCAACAUGCGAAUGAGGCAGCUUUAAAUCAGAGAGUUGAAGAGAUGGAAAUGAAAAUCGGGAGACUAGAGGAGGAACUCAGGGAAGUUGCCGCUCUUGAAAUUUCACUAUAUUCUGUAGUACCAGAACAUGGGAGCUCAGCACAUAAGGUGCACACACCUGCACGACGCCUUUCUAGACUCUAUAUCCAUGCUUGUAAGCAUUGGACCCAAGACAAGCGAGCUACAACUGCUAAAAAUACUGUAUCAGGACUUGUUUUGAUUGCCAAGUCAUGCGGUAAUGAUGUUCCAAGGUUAACGUACUGGCUGUGCAAUGCCAUUGUGCUGAGGGAGAUCAUUUCUCAGGCAUUUGGCGGUUCGCGUAACUCAAGCCCGCUUGCAAGGUUUUCUGCAUCCAAUGGGGGUAGCAAGAAAAGUGAAGGAAAGCAUAUGACCCUGAAGUGGAAGGGUGGUUCUGGUAUUAAACAAGUUAAUGGUUCUAUGCAGCUAGUGGACGAUUGGCAGGAGACAGGAACCUUCACAGCUGCCCUAGAAAAAGUUGAAUCAUGGAUAUUUUCUCGAAUAGUUGAGUCAGUAUGGUGGCAGGCUUUGACACCACAUAUGCAAUCACCGGGUGGGAAAUUGUCGUCUAAUAAAUCUUUUGGAAGAUUGUUGGGACCGGCUCUUGGUGAUCAACAGCAAGGCAGCUUUUCUAUUAAUCUGUGGACAAAUGCUUUUCGUGAUGCUUUUCAACGGCUUUGUCCUGUCAGAGCAGGAGGACAUGAGUGUGGUUGCUUGCCCAUUAUAGCCAGAAUGGUUAUGGAACAAUGUGUUUCUAGGUUAGAUGUGGCGAUGUUCAAUGCAAUUCUGCGUGAGUCAGCUCAUGAAAUUCCAACCGAUCCUGUAUCAGAUCCUAUUUUAGACUCAAAGGUUCUACCUAUUCCAGCUGGGGACCUGAGCUUUGGUUCUGGUGCACAACUUAAAAAUUCUGUUGGUACUUGGUCUAGAUGGCUUACUGAUAUGUUUGGCAUUGAUUCUGACGAUCCUCCCAAAGAAGAUCAGCACAGCAGCGAAGAUGAUGAGGAGAAGGAUGGAAAACCCAAAGUCUUUAAUCUUCUAAAUGAAUUAAGUGAUCUUUUGAUGCUUCCGAAAGACAUGCUUAUGGACAGAUCGAUCAGACAUGAGGUAUGCCCAUCGAUUUGUCUUCCAUUAGUGAAGCGGAUUCUUUGCAACUUCACUCCUGACGAGUUCUGCCCGGAUGCCGUCCCAGGAGAAGUACUGGAGGCCCUCAACGCCGAGAGUAUCGUGGAGCGGCGAUUGUCAGGAGAAUCGGCAAGAAACUUCCCUUACACAGCUGCUCCAGUAGUGUACACCCCACCUUCCGCUGUUGAUGUAUCUGAAAAAGUAGCAGAGGUAGGAGCCAAAUCAGAACUAUCAAGAAAUGUAUCUACCGUACAAAGGAAAGGAUAUACCAGUGAUGAAGAGUUGGAACAACUGGAUUCUCCUCUGACUUCCAUUAUCGAAACUCCGCUCUCAUCUCCAACUGCUCUACUCAACGCAAAUGGGAAGGGAAAGCACUUCGAAAUUAAAGGAAAUUCGAGGUAUGAACUUCUUUGCGAGGUCUGGUCUGGCGGAAUGUAAGAGUGAUCCUGUACUGUUGUUUGUAUUGACAGUAUUGUAUAUGUUUGGGUAUUUGUUUAACGCCCAAGUAAAUAUGAAGAAGAAACAGACAAUAAGCUGUGCAAAUGUGGAAAAGGGGUUUAAAUUUCAUUAAGAAAA
Molecule: messenger RNA, 2787 nt
Organism: Mercurialis annua (annual mercury)
Lineage: Eukaryota; Viridiplantae; Streptophyta; Magnoliopsida; Malpighiales; Euphorbiaceae
Exons: 9
Coding region: 238-2649 (803 amino acids)
Cellular component (GO): nuclear pore
Source: RefSeq, a predicted model, not a curated record